Molecule: messenger RNA, 2233 nt
Organism: Laetiporus sulphureus 93-53
Lineage: Eukaryota; Fungi; Basidiomycota; Agaricomycetes; Polyporales; Laetiporaceae
Exons: 4
Coding region: 430-1764 (444 amino acids)
Molecular function (GO): protein binding
Source: RefSeq, a predicted model, not a curated record
CUCUCACUUGGAAGUUCUCCGACACGCUGUUCUCCCCACCUUUUGGUGAGCUUAUGAAUUAUAUAGCUAGUUUAAAUGUUUGCGCACCCGUUGCUAAAAAGUAAAGUGAUUUGGCCAACGACUCGAAUUGUUAUACGUGAUCUACGAGAUAUUUUGCAGAAUGGCCCGGCCAACCAUAGACUAUAGUAUCCUUGCACAGUGGAGGUAUGCAAUGAUCAAAAUGCCGCCAGCAGAGGCUGUGUAAGCGUCAGCAGACCGUCUUGGACCAGUGAGCGCUUGUGGUUCGGUGGUUACGUUCAUCUUCCACACCCCAAGCUGCCGCAGGGCCGUCCAUUCCACUCUUAUUCACUCUCAUCGACAUCAUUGGCAUUCCCCAUUUCGUCGGGCCACGUCUCGCGCACAUUAAAUCCACUCCCGUCCGAUCCUGCCAUGGCCGCACCGGUGGACGCCAAUGCAGCCCAGCUUGUCAUUAAUAACCCUCAGCCUCGACUUCCGCCCGAGAUCUUCGAGCGCAUCAUCGACCAUCUCGAUCCGUGGACCGAAGAAGAAACUCUGUUGAACUGCGCCCUCGUUUGCCAAGGGUGGUACACCGAGAGCCGCGCGGUCCUUUUCGAGACGCCCAGGCUCCACACUCGGAAAGAGGCUGCCGCCUGUGCGAGGUCACUGACGCGGAUACCUCUCCUCGGUGCAUGCGUGCAAUGGUUAUCGAUCGGGUCUGUCUCGGAGACCACUAUUACGACCGGUCCGGAGUUGGGAUCGAUUCUCGUGAUGCUGGCAGGGAAACUUCCAAAGCUGGCCUCGCUCGCCUUCACGAACGUCAGCUUCGAGCAGUGUUCUACGCGCAAUUUGGCGUUUUGGAGCUUGAGCGAAUCCAGUCAUCUCACAUCAUUAGAGCUAUGGAAUGUAACGUUGCCAUCGGCGAGCCCCUUCUUUCAGCUCAUCUGUUCAUUUCCUCAUCUGCAGCACCUUAAGUGCCGCUACCUGCACUGGAGCGAACGGAGAUCCAUGGCUCCACUGCCUGAACACCACCGCAUGCCUUUGACGACAGUGACUUUUCUUGGGUAUGACAUGUCGUGCUUCGAACACAUUGGACAUAUCCUUCUCGGUCUGCUGGAUCGAGCUGUCCUCGAAAAUGUCUCCCUAACUCCGCAAGUCUCUGCGGCGGCUCUUGCCUUUACUCAAGGCAUGUUGAACAUAGCCGGCAGGGGGCUCGAGAUCGCAGAAAUCGAAUUCAAUGCACCUGAGGAAGAUGCCGAUGGCGAUUUCCAGUCCUUGCUCCUGCACCCUGUCAGCUUUGAAGCAAACGUCAAUCUGCAGAAACUGAUUCUGGGAAUCGACACUUCGAAAAUGAAUGUUGUUGCACUGUUUGUCCAGAGUGUGCUUCUGCCUCUGCUCAACACAGUAUCGUCAAAACAUCUCAAUUAUAUCCGUUUCUCCGUAGAAAGCCAUUCAAAAUGGGAGACAGAUGCUUUGCUUAAUGCAUUUGAUCCAGAGGUCUGCAUUCAGAUUGAUGAGCUUUUGGCUGAGGGCCAUUUUGCCGAGCUGCGAGACUUGUGGAUAGACUUUGCCGGUAUUGUGUUGAAUGACUCACAGCGCGUCAACGUUUGCACAGAGAUCUGCGCCCGUUUUCCUAAACUGAAUGACAAGAACAGGUUGACUAUUUAUCAUGGCGGACACCGAUUUCCGAGUGACACUGAGGGGGCGUUGAAAGGAAAACAACUGGCCGAUAAGCAGCCUCAUCCAAUCGAGCAAACCGCCGCAUAGGCAAUUUCUGCUUUCACAGUCAUGCCAGCUCAUCUUCACUUUCCUUUCCAAAUCAUCCUGGACGUGCAGCUCCGCCAGGCUUCAGUCCGAGCAUCGUACUCUCAUCCAACCUCCUUGCUCGCCUUCGUCACGCCGUUACCGUGAUCCUGGAUAUGGCAUGUCAUUGUCAUUGUCACUGUGGCCUAUCGCAUAUCCCCUGCCCUAUUCGUCGACUAUCACAGUUACCCUGUCGUCCACGGUCAUCAUGAUACCCCUUGUCACCAUAUCGCCGUCUUCACAGAAAACCCUCAUGACGCUUGCAUCGCAUCGGCGACAUAUUCUCGGACGUCCCGCAGUUCCUACGCCAGUUUGUGUACUCAGUGCCAGAUGUAAGUACUGCAUGGCGGACACGAUUCCAUGUCACCGUCCCUUGCUUCGCUUAUCUGUACCUAUGUCCUCGUUAUACAGAUUGAUUUUUCUCGGCUAUGAA